Molecule: messenger RNA, 3232 nt
Organism: Phalaenopsis equestris
Lineage: Eukaryota; Viridiplantae; Streptophyta; Magnoliopsida; Asparagales; Orchidaceae
Product: autophagy-related protein 9
Exons: 10
Coding region: 469-3069 (866 amino acids)
Biological process (GO): autophagy of mitochondrion; protein localization to phagophore assembly site
Cellular component (GO): phagophore assembly site; autophagosome
Source: RefSeq, a predicted model, not a curated record
GGUUCUUGGUGGAGCCGCCGCAAGGGAAGCCAAGAAGGCACCGCAAUUCCUUCGUCGCCAUAAAUAUAGAAGCGAAGGGAAAAUAAAUAAAAUAAAGAGAGAAAACCUCGACCCAAAACUUCGCUGCUAUGCACGCAAUUGAUCUCUUUCUUCUCUGGUUAUUCGCCGCUCUCGAUUUCCCAUCCGAUAACUCUUUUUUUCUGGCUUCAAGUUGUCUCUUUUCUCUUCCCCAUUUCUGACCAUUAUCGGGUUCUUUGUGUUUCGCUCUUCCUCCGCUCAUACCGAAUUUGAAUCUGCUGCCCCUUUCGAUAGUUACGCGAGGAGAUUGCCUUUUUGGGUUCGUUUGAAAGACGGGAUUUUGCUGAGGGCCUUUCUUGUUUCGGUGUGAUUUUAUUUUGUAAUUCUGCUUAGCAGAUGAUCCUAUAGUGGUAUGGGCUGGUUGCUCUCCUUUAGCUUGACAUAUCACGAAUGAUGUUUAGUGCUCAAAAGAGUUUUCUCGAUCCUAUCAGAUUGAAAUGGCAAUCGAAAAAUGAAUCUUCAGUGAACGUUCAUUUGCUGAGUGAUGAGCCACCUGAGAUAGAGCUAUCUGAUUACGGAAUAAUGCCAUGUUCUGAUAUCGAAAACCCGUCGGAACUACUGAACGGUGAAGGGCUGAAAGAGGAGCCAAUUGCCGAUUUAGAUCUUUUUUUUGAAAGUCUGUACAAUUAUUAUUGCGAAAAAGGGCUGCUAUGCAUUGUGAUUAAGUGGAUAGUAGAACUGCUAACGGUGGUGUUUGUAUUGGGAUUCAUUUGGUUUUUCUUAUUGGUUGUUGAUUGGCGUGCGCUGCGCAACACAAAAUGUGGUAUAGAAGCCGUUGAAUCGGGGCAGAAGCCUUGCGAUCUUGCAAAGGAAGUCAUCAAUCAACAUCCAUUAGUUCCUUUCACAUUUACGAAAGGAAUCAUUGUUGGUUGCAUGAUUAUUUUGACUAUUUAUGGCCUCUUCAACUUUUUGAAGUUUUUUGUGCAAUUCAAAAAUACGUUAAAGAUUCGUCAUUUCUAUUAUUACAGCCUUAAUGUCACAGAUCGUGAAAUGAGGACUUCCCCUUGGCCAACAAUUCUCGAAAAGGUGGUUCGAGUGCAGAAGGAGCGCCAACUUUGUGUGGUAAAGGAACUUUCUGCUCAUGAUAUUGUAAUGCGUAUCAUGCGUAAAGAGAACUAUUUGAUUGGAAUGCUCAACAAAGGUGUUUUGGCGCUGCCGAUCUCAUGGUGGGUUCCUGGAGCUGGGCCUUCAGUUAUCUCUAAGGCAACUGGCAAUAAAUACCAUUUAAUAUUACCUAAAACACUCGAAUGGACUCUGAAUUGGUGCAUAUUUCAGAGCAUGUUUGACAGCAAGUUUUGUAUUCGAAGGGAUUUCAUCACAAAUCCUUCGUUACUAAGAAAGCGACUAAUGGUGGUUGGGAUUGUGAUGUUUGUGAUAUCUCCAUGUCUUGUAAUUUUUAUGUUGGUAUAUCUUUUCCUAUGGCAUGCUGAACAAUUUUAUAACCAUCCGAGGACAGCUUCUUCACGAAGAUGGUCUAACUUGUCAAAAUGGAUUUUCAGAGAGUUCAAUGAGGUUGGUCAUUUCUUCAGACAUCGGCUGAACAAUAGUGUAGUUCAUGCCUCGAGCUAUCUGAACCAGUUCCCUUCUCCUGUUAUCUCCACAAUUGCCAAGUUCAUCUCUUUUGUGUCGGGUGGUUUCGCGGCCAUUUUGAUUAUAAUUGCUCUUCUCGACGAAUCUCUUCUGGAGGGCCAGAUAUUUCGGCGCAACUUGUUUUGGUAUGCUGCUAUCUUUGGAACAGUGACUGCUAUCGCCAGAGCUGUGGUUACUGAUGAGCUUCAUGUUCUUGAUCCUGAAGGAGCAAUGGCUUUUGUUUUCCAACAGACGCAUUAUAUGCCGAAGAGAUGGAGGAGAAAAGAAAAUAGUGAUACAGUUCGGGCAGAGGUCGAAACUCUUUUUCAGUACACUGCAAUAAUGCUGUUGGAGGAAAUGGCUUCAAUCCUUAUUACACCAUUUCUGCUUGUAUUUGUGGUUCCCGAGCGUGUGGAUGAUAUUUUACAAUUUAUUUCAGAUUUCACUGUUGAUGUUGAAGGUGUUGGUCAUGUCUGCAGCUUAAGCUUGUUCGACUUUGUGAGACAUGGAAACAGAAAGUAUGCUUCUCCAUUCAAUGCUGCAAAAGACAUGAGGAGUUCCCAAGGGAAAAUGGAGAAAUCAUUCCUAAGUUUUCAGAGCGCCUAUCCUUCCUGGGAACCUAAUCCAAACGGCCAAGAGCUCCUCAGAAAGCUUCGAAAUUUCAGGGAACAGCAACUGAGAGAAGAAAUAAAACGGGAGUUUUCUCCAAUCUGGACGAGUCCUACAAAUCAAUAUGUACAGUUUCAACCCGAAUUAAUCCAUAGGUUUCCCUUUUCCAAACCAUACAACAAUGGCGGCUUUCCUGUCUCCAGUCAUAACCUCAUCCCCGAUCUGAGGACUCUCGACAACUACUACUUAGCUCAGCCCGUGCAUCCCGUGGAUGCCGACACGGCCUCCGAGACGAUCCGAGAACCAUGGCGAACUUACAACCAACCUCCUUACCGAGAAGACGUCGAAGAACAUAAUAGGAUGCGAUCUCAUUGGGAUGCCUCGACGUCGAGCCGUUUCUUCCAUGGAAACUCGUUCCAUCGGCAUGUCACAGAGCCACACCGUGGCACGGAUAAUUGGUGGGAUCGACCGGCCGUUCAAUCAUCGUCGGGGAAUCAGGCGAGUUUCCUCGAGCCUCCUGUUUUCUACAACCGUAGUUUCGGGCAAUACAAUGAUGAUUUGUCAGAGCAAAGUGUUGAGGAGGAAGUUGAAGAUGGUGUUGGCGUUGGCGUUGGCGGUGGCAGAAGUAAUCUUCGGCCGCCAUUGUGGGAGACGACAUAUAUGGAUGAGGAUGAUGAUGAAGGAUUCGGUCUGCAUUUCACCGAUGAACUUAAAAAUGGGAGGUCGCAGAGCUCGAUUGGGAAUGGUCAUGAAAGAUAUUUGGGUAAUCUUCCUGUAAGAAUAAUACCAAGGAGCAAUGAUCCUGUGGAAUAAUGAAUGAAAUCCGUGUUAGUGUGGAAGGAUUUUAAUUUUUGAAGGGAAUUGCAUUGUUCCUAAAUGCUAUUUGAUUACUGUUAGGAUGAAAGGUGGUUGUAUUCAUUUGUACAUAGACUUGUAUACUUAUCAAAAAAAUAAUUAAAAAAAAAAUCAAUUAGAA